CAUAUGCACUCUGUGUUGCGACCGAUAUAUGUCUUGGUCAGUCCGAGUAAUGAGUGUCUCCACGUUGUGUCCGUCCAUACCAAAAUAAACUACUCACUCCUCUGUUGUUGUAGUGCGGCUUCGAAAUUGAAUAAAGCUAAUUUCUUCGAGGUCUCUGCAAAAUUAUCAGGACACGAGCAAAAUAACCGUCGGUUUUAGCAGCCAAGACUCGAAUUGCACCUUACAGCUCACGCUCCGGCCUCUCGGUUCUGCUCGCUGCCUGCCGCACGCCAUUGGAGCAGCUCUCGCGGGGUGGGGAGAGGAAGGCUCUGCCCUCGUCUUGUCCUCAUCCCGCUCUCUCCUCCAUAUCUGACUGCUUCCAUCCUUCUAGCUGGAGAUGAGACAGAGCGAGAGAAGCAUCGAGAAGCCGAGAACCGUACCCCACAAACGCUCCUUAUUUUUCUUCAGCAUGGGAUGUGGAAAUUCGACUGCCACCAGCACAACGAGCGGGGGUCCUACUGGAACAACAAAGGAGACGACAGAAGAGUCCACAUCAGAAGAUGAAAAAAGAAGGAACUAUGGUGGUGUGUAUGUUGGGCUGCCUGUUGAUCCUCCUGCAGUAGCAUCCAGCCAUUCCAAGUCAAAUACAAAAGACUAACAGAUUAUAUCUGAAGAGAUGGAGCCCAGCGAGUGGCCAGAUUCAGCUCUCCAGAGUGUUCAUUUCAGCCCAUAUCACUGCCUGCACUUUCAACUGUCUCUGGAGGCCAGAGCUGAAUCUUUCCCUGCUACACUUCAUAGCCAGAUUUAGUGGAAAGGAUAUUGUUUUGUGACAGCUGCUACCGGAGGAGCUGACCAGCAGGCCAUCAUGUCCUCAAUACAUAUAUGAUUGCCAUGUGUCCAUUCUGUUUUCUGUUUCCUUAUAGACAGCUAGCUACACGAUGGGAUUUUUUGCAGACCUCAAACAACUGGCCUUUUUUUUCCCAACCACCCUCUCCCAUUCAGUCCAUGAGGUUGAAGAGGCUACCCGUAGGGUAAAUUGACCAAAGAGCAUUCUGAGAGCUUUCUUACUUAUUGCAGCCAUUUUCCUGCCUUAUUUGUGUCAUGCUUCAUUAUAAGCCAAAAAUUGAGCCCAGCUAAAGUUGUCCAUUAAAAUGGUUCACUCUGCUCACCUUGGCCACACAUACUGAGAAUCAAUUAUGUAUCUUUCACAAAAGUUUGUUGAGAAGGUCCUUACAUCUCCUGAUACUGAAGAGCAUCUUUCUAAGAAAUCUCACAGACUAUGAGGUUUAGUAGUUGGGGGCUAAACUUUCCUGGAUGGUACUUCUCUGUCCACAGACCUUGAUGACCACUGAGGCCAAUAGUGGGGUUUCAGUGUUUAAAGUUUUCUCUCUCCCACUCAGGCUUUGUCUGGGAAACGAAGCUGACUGUAUGGGUCAAUAACACAUGUGACUGUCCUAGUUGAUACUGUUGAUCCCUCUAAGAUCCUGUGGAACACUUCACUAGCUGAUGGGGUAAACAGCUAAAGGGAAUAGGAAUAUAGAGUGUCUGCUCAUCCCUGCAUACUUCUACCUGGAUGUUACUGGCCGGGUGUGUCCAAUUUGCACCAGAAAAGAUGGAGAAUAUCCUGGUUGGUGCCAGCAUCAAUAUUGUAUGACUGUCACCAAGAGGCGCCUACUGCACAUUGUUGUUCAUCUGCCCAAUAAUUGUGUUGUAAAGCAAUAAAUUAUUUUUAUCUUGUU
This is a messenger RNA of Erpetoichthys calabaricus (reedfish), 1718 nucleotides long. Its product is annotated as overexpressed in colon carcinoma 1 protein homolog. The record is from RefSeq and is a predicted model, not a curated record. NCBI's taxonomy places the organism in Eukaryota, Metazoa, Chordata, Cladistia, Polypteriformes, Polypteridae. The transcript is spliced from 7 exons. Bases 377 to 637 code for a protein of 86 amino acids.